Molecule: messenger RNA, 555 nt
Organism: Paramuricea clavata
Lineage: Eukaryota; Metazoa; Cnidaria; Anthozoa; Malacalcyonacea; Plexauridae
Source: the annotation of a GenBank genome assembly
AUGGCGUUCGUCAGAUUUGUCGCGGUGUUAUCGGUGCUUUUUUGGUCACUGUACUUUCGAUCUGGCUCUAAAUGCACGGAAAAUCAAGCUCAGGCUAAGUCAAACUCUUUUAGAAGCGACAAAAUAGAUGCCUACAAUAACAAGUUUCCUCAGUAUUCGAGGAUAUGCCUCGACGACGUCUCGGGCGCGUACGAGUGGCAAUGGCGGUCACUACAAUUGCUUGGCAUUGUAACGGGAAUUACGAUUUCGGACGUGCACUUGGUUAAGUCAUUGCGAUACGUCACGAAGCUUCGUGAGAAGAUCCUAUCUAAAUGGCAAGUUUGGCAACCCGAGGUUAUUAAAAUCCCCAUUUAUUGGCAAAGGAUUACAACACACGGUUAUGUUUAUAAGCGAAAAUGGCUAAAUAAUCGCGUGUCCUACUAUUCAAAUUCGUCUGCCACAUUUAACACUGCUGUAAUGUCCAUCGAUCGCAGUGGGGACGUUCAUCCACAUCCUGGGCCAAUUGCAAGAACAAAUAUCGACAACGAUCAUGGUGAAUCCAACGGCAGAAUUCCA